AUGGGUUGUCGAUGGAAUCCUAUUGGAUUUCAAUUUUCUUGCUUCAUGUUCUUGAUCAUUACCCUUCUUCAAUCUCGUUCCUCAUUAUCCCUCAAUUCUGAAGGAUAUGUGUUAUUGAAAUUCCGGGCAAGAGUUGAUUCUGAUCCUCAUGGAACUCUUGCAAAUUGGAAUGUUUCUGAUCUUGAUCAUUUCUGUUCUUGGUUUGGUGUAACUUGUGUCGACAAUCAAGUGCAUAUGUUGAAUCUUAGUGGAUGUUCUUUGGGAGGAACUUUAGCUCCUGAGAUUAGUCAAUUGAGUGGAUUAAAAUCUUUAAUACUAUCCAAGAACAAUCUCUCUGGUGACAUUCCAAAGGAAUUUGGGACUUUUGUGAAAUUAGAGUUCUUGGAUUUGCGAGAUAAUAAGUUAAGCGGAGUAGUUCCACCCGAGCUAAACAAAGUCUUGUCACCAGAAAACUUGUUGCUUUCUGGUAACAAAUUUGCGGGUUUUAUGAGCAUAAAGUUACUGAGACUUCAAUCGCUUUAUAAAGUCCAGUUGAACAAGAAUCGAGAGUUGUCUUCCGCUUCCGCUGCUGUCCUCGACUGCGUAAAUAGAAAACUUGGCUACUGUGUUUCAAGGAGAAGCUUGAUAAGACUAAACAAGGCAGAUGCUUUCAUAUUGCGGAUUAAAGCGACUACAAGACAGGUGCGAAGAGAAGCGCACGGAAACAAUUUUGUCGCGGAUCAACCAAGUUCAUUAGAGAAUGAUACUAGCAUCUUCAAAAGGCGUGAACUACUCGAGGGAACAAGUAAUUUAGAGGCUAUGCUUGCGCCUAAUGCUUCUACUCCUUCUCCAGGGAUUACUACCUUAGUGUUUCCUCGAAGCAGCGGGUCUUUUCCUGCAUUAGCUACAGCCAAGAAGAGAAGACCUCCAUUGAUCCCUCCUUCUCAUUCUCCAACCGCUGAGAACAAUAACAACACAAUCCCUAAUGAUCCACCGCGGAAAUUUGAAGAGAAGUCAAAAGGGUUUCAAGAUGUUUGGUUGUAUAUUGUUAUCGGCGUUUCUGCGUUUGUAGCGAUGCUGAUCAUAGUAGCGGUUAUAUUCUGGUUCCGGAAAAAGGCUGUGAAGAGUAUAGGUCCAUGGAAAACUGGUUUAAGUGGACAGUUGCAGAAAGCUUUUGUUACCGGUGUACCGAAGCUAAACCGAUCUGAAUUAGAAACAGCUUGUGAAGAUUUCAGUAAUAUCAUUGAAGCAUUUGAUGGUUACACUGUCUAUAAAGGAACUUUAUCAAGUGGUGUUGAGAUUGCGGUUGCUUCAACCGCGAUUUUGGAAACUAAAGAAUGGACAAGAGCUAUGGAAAUGACUUACCGCAGAAAGAUUGACACAAUGUCAAGAAUUAACCAUAAGAACUUUGUGAAUCUAAUCGGGUACUGCGAAGAAGAUGAACCGUUUAAUAGGAUGAUGGUUUUCGAAUAUGCUCCAAAUGGAACUCUUUUCGAACAUUUGCACGAUAAAGAAAUGGAGCAUCUUGAUUGGAGCGCGAGGAUGAGGAUAAUAAUGGGAACUGCUUACUGUCUGCAACAUAUGCACGAGCUUAAUCCACCAAUCGCACACUCUAAACUUGCCUCAUCAGGAAUCUACUUGACCGAUGAUUACGCAGCAAAGGUUGGAGACAUACCUUUCAGCUCACAAACCGGACUUAAACAGAAAAAACCGAUGAGUGGUGAUUUAGACCAAUCUUCAUUACAAUUUUCACCUGAGCCAGAGACUAAUGUCUAUAGCUUUGGAGUAUUAAUGCUUGAGAUCAUCUCUGGAAAGCUCUCAGAUUCAGAUGAAGAAGGAUCAAUUAUAAAAUGGGCAUCAAAGUAUCUGGAUAAUGAUAAUUUGGGAGAUAUGAUUGAUCCAACAUUAAAAACUUUCAAAGAUGAGGAUCUUGAAGUGAUCUGUGACGUGGCAAGACAUUGUCUGAGAAUUGAUCAAAGUCAACGACCAACAAUGAAAGAUGUGGUUGAACAAUUGAAACAAGUAAUAAACAUUUCUCAAGAACAAGCUACACCAAGACUCUCUCCUCUUUGGUGGGCAGAGCUUGAGAUCUUAUCCUCUGAAGCUACAUAA
This is a messenger RNA of Arabis nemorensis, 2091 nucleotides long. The record is from the annotation of a GenBank genome assembly. NCBI's taxonomy places the organism in Eukaryota, Viridiplantae, Streptophyta, Magnoliopsida, Brassicales, Brassicaceae.